AGUGUUAAAAUACUGCUUGAACACACUUAAUAAAGAGGUGUUGUUUCCUAACACAAAAUAAUGUGUAGAUAGAAAAAUAACACAUUUGCAGAAAUUUUCAAAAUGCCAAUCACAUUGCCUAUCCGCCGUCCGUUGGUUUAUUUCUGCGCUUCAUGCCGAGACAAUCUCUCUUUGAACUAAAUUACUGACGAGUGACUACGGACACCAGCAGCAGAGCUGAGGGACAGCUGGAGAGACAGACAGCCCUCCAAGAAUCCUGGCCAACCCAGUGAUCAAUGGUAAUGUUGCCAUGGCGGAUGGACACAACAACACAGAGGAGGAUGACACCAGUUGGAGGUCAGAGGCAACUUUCCAGUUUGUGGUAGAGCGCUUCAGCCGCCUGAGUGAGUCGGUGCUCAGCCCAUCCUGCUUUCUCCGGAACCUACCAUGGAAGAUAAUGGUGAUGCCGCGCUUCUAUCCUGACAGGCCACACCAGAAGAGCGUGGGCUUCUUCCUGCAGUGUAAUGCAGAGUCAGACUCCACGUCAUGGUCGUGCCAUGCACAGGCCAUGCUGAAGAUCAUCAACUACAAAGACGAUGAAAAGUCUUUCAGCCGCAGGAUCAGUCAUCUGUUCUUUUACAAAGAGAAUGAUUGGGGUUUCUUAAACUUCAUGUCCUGGAGUGAUGUUACUGAUCCAGAGAGGGGCUUCAUUGAUGAUGACAAAGUCACAUUUGAAGUCUAUGUCCAGGCAGAUGCCCCACAUGGAGUGGCCUGGGACUCUAAGAAACACACAGGCUAUGUUGGACUAAAGAACCAGGGAGCUACCUGCUACAUGAAUAGCCUGCUACAGACACUCUUCUUCACCAACCAGCUACGACGGGCGGUGUACAUGAUGCCCACAGAGGGAGAUGACUCUUCCAAGAGCGUUCCCCUGGCACUGCAGAGGGUUUUCUACGAGCUGCAACACAGCGACAAACCUGUCGGCACCAAGAAACUCACCAAGUCCUUUGGGUGGGAAACACUAGAUAGCUUCAUGCAACAUGACGUACAGGAGCUGUGCAGAGUGCUCCUGGACAAUGUGGAGAACAAAAUGAAAGGCACUUGUGUUGAGGGAACCAUCCCCAAGCUCUUCAGAGGAAAGAUGGUGUCAUAUAUCCAGUGUAAGCAUGUUGAUUAUCGAUCGGAGCGGAUAGAGGACUACUAUGACAUCCAGCUUAGCAUAAAAGGAAAGAAGAACAUCUUUGAGUCAUUCAAAGAUUAUGUUGCAACCAAACAGUUAGAUGUGGACUACAAAUACACAGGAGAGCAUGGCCUGCAGGAAGCAGAAAAAGGAGUGAAGUUUCUUACCUUCCCUCCAAUCCUUCAUCUGCAGCUGAUGCGGUUCAUGUAUGACCCACAGACCGACCAAAACAUCAAGAUUAAUGACAGGUUUGAGUUUCCAGAUCAGUUACCUCUGGAUGAAUUCCUUCAGAAGCCAGACUCCAAGGACCCAGCCAACUACAUCCUGCAUGCAGUGCUAGUGCACAGUGGGGACAACCAUAGCGGUCACUACGUCGUCUAUCUUAACCCUAAAGGGAACGGCAAAUUUGUGCACUUUCCACAUGGGACAUGCUCCAACAAGAUCAUCAGCAUUCAAGACAUAGGAGAGCAUGACUGCAGCAUGUACUUACUAGAGUGGUGUAAGUUUGAUGAUGACGUGGUGUCGCGGUGCACCAAAGAGGAGGCCAUAGAGCACAACUAUGGUGGGCAUGACGAUGACCUCUCAGUACGCCACUGCACCAACGCAUACAUGUUGGUCUACAUCCGUGAGUCCAAGCUCAGCGAGGUGCUUCAGCCGAUGACUGAUGUGGAUAUCCCCCAGCAGCUUGUGGAACGUCUGCAGGAGGAGAAGCGUGUGGAGGCACAGAAGAGGAAGGAGCGCCAGGAGGCUCACCUCUACAUGCAGGUCCAGAUGGUGACAGAGGACCAGUUCUGUGGUCAUCAGGGCAAUGACAUGUAUGAUGAGGAGAAAGUGAAGUACACAGUCUUCAAGGUCCUGAAGAGCUCCACACUGCAAGAGUUUGUCCAGAACCUCUCCCAGACCAUGGGUUUCCCACAGGAUCAGAUGAGGCUGUGGCCCAUGCAGGCCCGUAGCAAUGGAACCAAGCGACCUGCUAUGCUGGACUACGAGGCUGACUGCAACAAGUCGAUGAUUGACUUGAGUGACAAUGAGAACCCCUGGACAAUAUUUCUGGAGACGGUGGAUCCAGAGAUGGCGGCCAGCGGGGCCACGUUACCCAAGUUUGACAAAGACCAUGAUGUCAUGUUGUUCUUGAAGAUGUAUGACCCUAAAACCAGAAGCUUAAAUUAUUGUGGACAUAUCUACAUACCUAUAUCCUGCAUAAUAAGAGACCUGCUGCCAGUCAUGUGUGAGAGAGCAGGGUUUCAGCAGGAAACUAGCCUUAUCCUCUACGAGGAAGUAAUGCCCAAUCUAACAGAGCGGAUACAGGACUAUGAUGUCUCUCUGGGCCAGGCCCUGGAUGAGCUCAUGGACGGGGACAUCAUUAUCUUCCAGAAGGACGACCCAGAGAACAACAGCAGUGAGCUGCCUACUGCAGAGGACUAUUUGCGGGACCUCUACCACCGAGUGGAUGUCAUUUUCUGUGACAAGACCAUCCACAACGACCCCGGCUUUGUGGUCACACUCUCUAACCGCAUGAACUAUUUUCAGGUUUGGUCUGUGCAGGUGGCCAAGACGGUAGCGCAGAGGUUGAACACAGAUCCCAUGCUGCUGCAGUUCUUCAAGUCACAGGGGUACAGGGACGGUCCAGGGAAUCCUCUCAGACACAACUAUGAGGGAACGCUGCGGGACCUGCUGCAAUUCUUCAAGCCUUGGCAGCCCAAGAAACUGUACUACCAGCAGGAGAUCACCCUCUACCCUGACAAGCAUGACUGUGUGCGGGACCUUUUGGAGGAUUGUGAACAGACAGUGGAGCUCUCUGAAAAAGGCUCUGAGAAGCUCAGGUGUCCCCAAACAGUCCAAGUCUCAGACGUGUUGGAGGGUCCAUCCUCUGGGCCCUUUGCUGGCUUCAAUCUGGAUAGGAUGGACCUUGAUCAGCUAAAGAGAGAGAAAAUAAAAAUGCAAUUGAAAGUCUUAAAGUUACAAGAGGAAUACUACACCCUGCAAAUAAAGAAAUUUAAACAAUGAAAGCAUGUCAAUAUAACCUAAUUGUAAAGUUGACUAAUUCACUCCCACAGCUUUAUUAUUAAUUGCAUAUUAUUGUCAACUUUACCAUCAUCAUUUCCAUCUGUGUCUGGUCUCCCACAGUUGAAGGCAUAGCAAUUUACUUAUAUUAAACUCCAAACAACUGCUUGGGAUCACAUUUUGGUGGCAAGUUUUAAAGAACUUUGACAUCAUGUUUUUAAGGCCCUGUUUUUCCAUUAUGAAAUUGGAUGCAAACAACAAAGCAAGUGAUGUGUCGUUGUCAUGUAAUCCCAACACACCUGUCUCUGAAAUGUGCAUGUCUUCGCCUGAAUGAACACCAUCUCCUAGUAUUUAUUUUACACUGCCAGGCCAGAUAUAACUUGCAAACAAGAUCUCAAAGGAUAGGUGUCACAUAAAGAUUGGAUUAAAAAAAAGGUUUAGACAGCUGUGGACCUCACUUUAUAUAUAGUAUGUAGUAAUGUAGUUAUUUCCUGCAUUAAGAUAACAAAUUGCUUUCACCUCCUUUAACAGUGGGAGCAAAAAUUAGUCCCCCUGAGAACUUUGGGCCAAAUGAGGCAAAUUUUAUACUCUGAGCCAGAUAUGUACAAUGUACAAUAAAACAAACUUGACCUACA
Messenger RNA from Thunnus maccoyii (southern bluefin tuna), 3798 nucleotides. RefSeq names its product ubiquitin carboxyl-terminal hydrolase 7-like. Gene Ontology annotation, cellular component: cytosol; nucleus. NCBI's taxonomy places the organism in Eukaryota, Metazoa, Chordata, Actinopteri, Scombriformes, Scombridae. Bases 290 to 3166 code for a protein of 958 amino acids. Gene Ontology annotation, molecular function: protein binding; cysteine-type endopeptidase activity; cysteine-type deubiquitinase activity. The transcript has 27 exons. The record is from RefSeq and is a predicted model, not a curated record. Gene Ontology annotation, biological process: protein deubiquitination; regulation of protein stability.